Molecule: messenger RNA, 507 nt
Organism: Angiostrongylus costaricensis
Lineage: Eukaryota; Metazoa; Nematoda; Chromadorea; Rhabditida; Metastrongylidae
Source: the annotation of a GenBank genome assembly
AUGGAUGACGAUAUGGAUAUAGAUGUGGUUGCUGACGAGAAUGGUCAACAGAUACAAAAUUCCGCACCAAGUGCUACGAAUCGAGCGAUGGAUGUACCGCUUGAAGAGGACGAUGAUCAUACCUAUAGUGGUUCAUCGAAUGGAUCGUCAUAUGGUGAAGAUGAAGAUGGUGUAACAAUGGUUGAGUUUAAGAAGAAGAACUUCAACGCGACUCCUGCUGUACGUGCUGCUCCCGUUGAGUUACCAACUAAUACAGAUCUGAGAGUGAAAGUGAACAAACUAUUUUGGAAAUGGAUAGAAGGUGGAGAUGAUACGUGUGGAAUAUGCCGAAUGGCUUUCGAGGCAUGUUGUGUUGACUGUAAAUGUCCAGGUGACGAGUGCCCUCUGGUUCUCGGUCAAUGCAAACAUCCUUUUCACAUGCAUUGUAUUGUGAAGUGGACCGAUGCACAGAAUACUCCUAAGCCACAAUGUCCAUUGUGUAGACAGGAGUGGAAGUUCGCCGAGUAG